Molecule: messenger RNA, 4753 nt
Organism: Hippocampus zosterae (dwarf seahorse)
Lineage: Eukaryota; Metazoa; Chordata; Actinopteri; Syngnathiformes; Syngnathidae
Gene: tox2
Product: TOX high mobility group box family member 2
Exons: 10
Coding region: 69-1856 (595 amino acids)
Biological process (GO): regulation of transcription by RNA polymerase II
Cellular component (GO): nucleus
Molecular function (GO): chromatin DNA binding
Source: RefSeq, a predicted model, not a curated record
GAGAGAGAGAGUGAGAGAGGUGCACAUUCGACUGGAUCGCUACUCUUGCCAGUCCCGCGGACCCUGCUAUGGACGUCAGGUUCUAUCCGGCUCCCCCCUCCAGCGUGGGUGCGUGCACGUUAACGCCUGACUCCACUUUGGACUAUUACCACUCCAACAAGAGCAGAUACAGCGGUGCAGAUCGAGGCGUGAGGCUCUACAGUUCUCUGCCCAUGCGCCCCAACCCUGACGGAAAGAGACUGCCAUCCUCUGGGUUUGAUGGUGACAACAUGUACAUGAAUGAAAACAGCCAUGAGUUCCUCCCGCCCGGCCAGAACUACACGGCUCAGACUGGUGGUGGUAGUGGCAGCAACGGUGGAGGAGCGGGAGGUGGCGGUGGAGGCAGCGGUGGCGGCGGCGGGGGACCGGCCAGUGGCAACCAAGCCGGGGACGAGGACUACGAGAUUCCUCCCAUCACUCCCCCCAACCACCCGGAGCCUCCACUCCUACAUCUGAUGGAACAUGACUCCACGGGCUACCUUUGUCACUCGCUGUCCCACAACGGACUCAUCAACCCUUAUUCCUACCCGGAGCUGCCCACUCUCAUGAUGUCCAACAUGCUGGCGCAAGAUGGCCAGCUGGUCUCUGGACAGAUGCCCUCGAUGCACGAGAUGGCUUUGCACCGCCACCACCACCUCCACCAACAACAGCAACAACACCAUCACCACCACCAGCAGCACCACCCGGAUGGCGUUUGUUACGACCCCGCCCGUAACCACCCCCUGAUUAACCGCUCACCUCCGAUACGAUCCAACCCAAUGAGCGCGCUGUCCCAGCUGAAUCCUCAGCUGGGUCGGAGCUCGCUUCCCCACGGUUCUCCCUCGCCUCCCGGAAGCAAAUCGGCCACACCUUCCCCCUCCAGCUCAAAUCAGGAGGAGGAGACUGAUCCUCAUUCAAAGAUGACCGGCGAAAAACGGCCAUCUUCUGAGAUGAUGAAGCCCAAGCCCAAACCACAGAAGAAAAAGAAGAAGAAGGACCCCAACGAACCCACCAAGCCCGUGUCCGCGUAUGCGCUAUUUUUCAGGGACACCCAGGCGGCCAUCAAGGGGCAGAAUCCAAACGCCACGUUUGGUGAUGUAUCCAAGAUUGUGGCUUCCAUGUGGGACGGGCUCGGAGAGGAGCAGAAACAGAACUACAAGAGGAAAACAGAGGCAGCUAAAAAGGAGUACCUGAAAGCCUUGGCUGCCUACAGAGCCAGUCUCGUUUCCAAGACCUACAACGACCCCGUGGAGCCCAAAAGUGCCCAAACAAGCCAAGCGUCUCCUCACAUGCUGCCCGCCAACCCCUCUCUGUACAGCGUGCCGCCCUCUCCCCAGCCUUCGUCCCCUUACCUGGGACCGGGGGCUUUCCCCCUCGCCGACCUGCAGAGCUACGCCGGCCACGCCCCCCGCCACGCCCUCUCGCAGACGCUCAGCCAAUCGCAGAUGCUGCCCAGCAUUAGUGCCUCUCCGCCCUCCUCCUUCCAAAUCAGCCCGCCGCUCCACCCCCACCAGCAGCUGUCCCUGCACCAGAGCUCGCUGCUCAACCAGCCAAUCCGCAUGCAGCAGGUCCAGUCCCAGCCAAUCAUCUCUCACCAGAUGGGCCUUCAGGCCUCCCUUCACUCCCCGCCUCCUGGCCAGCAGGGCUUUCCCCACCUCCAGUCCGAGUAUCAGAAGAGCAUUGGGGGACCCCAGUCUCCAGGAGGGUCCGGGGGUCCGGGUCCGGGAGUUCCUCCGGGCCACGAAUGGGAUGGAGAAUACUGCAAUCGGGAGUGCGGCAACCACUGCAGCAGCAGCAGCAGCAUGAUAGGCAGGGACAAGCCCCUCUACCUCACCUGAACCCCGACUGGAACGUCAAAAGCAGCCACCAAUUGGCUCGACCGACCAUCUCCUCUCUCCCUUCCCUUUUCCCUUACAUACGUGUACAUACGUGUACUUAAACAUACAAACAUGCCACUCCACACCAUCGUUUCCUCUCGUGAUGGGACUUUUUGGAAGGGACCGGGUGAGGGGCGGGGCGAGGAGGUAGGGGCCAAUUCAUGUAUAAGCACUUACGCGAGGCCCCCAUCACCCACUUCCGGUCGCUUUGUGGCAGGCAAGGACGGGUUGUGGACUGCUUGUCCUUUUGUCCCCUCAGGGACCCCAUCCAGCUUUAAUUAGAGAUACUUUGUUGUUGGUGUUGUUGUUGUUGUUGUUACUCAUUUUAUUUAUUUCUGCCUUGCUUUUCCCCACCACCUUUGCUCUCAGAAGAUAUUUACUUCCACUUUUACGUUUGUUUUUGCUUAAAGGGGACAUAUUGUGGUCAUAUUUGACUUUUUAAUGGUUGGAUACAAAGAGUUGGGUCUCUGGAGUGCCUGUCCACCCAUCAAGUGUGAAAUUAAACGAUCGAAUGAAUCUUAAUGAUCAGCCUAUUUUCAAAAAUCUGCCUGAGCGAGACCUUAAAGCACGUCUGCCCCACUGUGAUGUCACAAAGGGGCUAAUUUGCAUAUUAAUCACCCCAACAUCAAAUAUCUCCACCAAUGAUGUAGCAAAUUAGCAUUAGCACACAUUAGCUUCUUACACAUAAAAAAAUGCUGGGUUGUUUCCGAAUCUGCUCGCUGGGGAGCUUUGAAUUUUGAGUUGGUUGGAUUCAUUUUAUCUAAGGUUGGGUUAAUUAUUUUGACUCAGCUUAUUGAGAUCAGGAUUGGAUUUAGUUUACUUUUAUAUAUCAGCAGUUUUAAGUGUCAACAUAGCAUGGCAAGAAAUGUACUAUAAAAAUUUGCUGUAAUAAUCUGUCAUUAAAUAUUUUGUAAAAAGCUGAGAAUUCUCCAUUCUUGGGAUACACCUGAGACCCAUUUAAAAUUGUGGGGGAAAUGCAUAAUAUGUCUCCUUUAAGGCCCGUUAAUUGUCCCUCCACCCCUUCCAAAAAAAAAGCAAAAAAACAAAAACAAAACAUGUCUCUUUUUUUCUAUUUUAAUCAUUAUUUUCAAAUAUUAACGACCUGUGGAGGUCCAAUGAGCUGUCACACAGUGUGAUUGUAAAUACAACUUUUAUGGGAUCAAAUGAGGAAAUUCACGUAGGGUUUCUUGUCUUUAAAAAAUAAUAAUACAUGUAAGUCAUUGAGAGCGAGAGAGAGCGAGAGAGACAGAAAGAGAGAGAGCGUGUGUAUGUGUGUCUAUUUUAUUUUUUAUUUUUUAAAACUGAAUCAACACACAUUUCAUUAUAUGGAAGAACAUUAAAAAAUGAACAAUAAUAAUAAUCUUAAUGCAUUGCCUCAAGUAAUUCAAAUGACAAAAAAAUCAUAUUUUGUCUCCCAUGAAGUCAAUUUUAGAAUUUACAGUAUUUUUAUUUUCUUUGUUUUUUUUUUAUUUUUGAUAUUUUUUAUUGAGUGUAUGAUUGACAUAAAAUGCAUUUUACUGAAAAGCAUUUUUAAAUCCCCUGACCGUUUUAAAUUGUGUUACAAAAAAGAAAAACAAAAAAGCCAAAUGUGGAUAUAUUAUUUGUAAAGUCAGGAAUGAUAAAUAAUUUAAAUGGUCAACUUUUUCCCCCAGCAGUCAAUUACAUUUAUUUAUGAGCAAAUUGAAUUACUUUUUUCCUCUAUUUAAAAAUAGAUUUCAUUUUGUCUAAUUUUGCUUUCUGUUUUGUUUGGUUUCUUUGGUUUUAUUUUGUUUAGUUUUAUUUUACUUUUAUUAUUUUGUUUUAGUAUUUUAUUAUUAGUUUUAGUAUUUUUUUUGUUUUCUUUAUUGUUUAUUGUAUCUUUUGUGGGCGGCCCGGUAAUCCAGUGGUUAGCACGUCGGCUUCACAGUGCAAAGGUACCGGGUUCGAUUCCAGCUCGGGCCUCCCUGUGUGGAGUUUGCAUGUUCUCCCCGGCAUGCGUGGGUUUUCUCGGGGUGGUCCGGUUUCCUUCCACAUUCCAAAAACAUGCAUGGCAGGCUGAUUGGACGCUCUAAAUUGUCCCUCGGUGUUAGUGUGGGCGUGGAUGGUUGUUCGUCUCUGUAUGUCCUGCGAUUGGCUGGCAACUGAUUCAGGGUGUCCCCCGCCUACUGCCCGAAGACUGCUGGGAUAGGCUCCAGCACCCCCCGCGACCCUAGUGAGGAUCGAGCGGUUUGGAAAAUGGAUGGAUGGUUUAUUGUUUUUUGUUUGGUUUUGUGUUUGAUUUUGUUUUCUCUUUUGUUUAAUCUAGUUGUUUUAUUUUAAUUUGUUUUUAAUGUUUAUUUUAUGUUGAUUUAUUUUGUUGUAUUUUGUUUGUUUGGUUUUAUUUUUGAUUUUAUUUCUUUUAGUUUUAUUUUAAGAGAGAUUAUUAUUUUAAGAUAUUACUUUGCAUUUCACGUUUUGUUUCAUUCUAUUUUGUGGUAGUUUACUAGUUUUAUUUUUGUUUUAAGAUGUAUGUUGUUUUUUUAUAUUGUUAUAUUUUGUUUUUUGUUUGUUUUUAUUUUAAGUUUAGAUUUUGGUUUAUUUUUACAUGUGUUACAUGAGCUUGUUGUUUUUUUAUAUUCACUUUAUUUUCUUCAUUUCAUUUUGUUGCUUAAGUUUAUUUUGUUGGUUUGUUUCAGAGUAUUUUAAUGUUUUUAUUUUAUUUUUGUUUAAUUUUGUUUUCAUGCACCCCGAUCUGAGGUCUGCCCUAAGCAAAAUGUUCCUAUGUCUUUCUUUUGUGCAUUUGUAGCUGCUGCAGCAUCUCUUUUCUGUCAUGAUGCUUCUCUUUAUUUUCCCAACCUGCAUUAUGAAGACAAUGAUAAUAAAAAAAAUACUGAAAAGUG